GUUCAGCAGUAUUAAUCCCUGGACGAGCUCCCCUUGGGCUGAUGUAGCCUUUUCGUUCUUUUUUUUUUAUUUUUUUAUUUUUGAAAAAAAUCUCGACACGAAACAAUCCGCUAAAUCCCACCACAUGGACGAAAAGAAUUGCCCACGCGAUGGCAAGGUAAUCACAACCACCGCAGAAGUCUCCUUGGAUCAGCAAUCAGCUCAACUCAGCAUCGACGUGGAAAAUGCUGGUGAAAAUGUGGAUUCAGUAUCCAACCAAGACAACAUUGUCGACUGGGAUGGUCCGGAGGAUCCUCAGAACCCCCAGAACUGGACAAGCACAAAAAAAUGGACCAUCAUUAUCCUAAUAUCAACAAUCACAUUCAACCAGGCCAUGUCAUCCACCAUCUUCGCCCCCGGAGUGCCGCAGACUAUGAGAGAUUUUCACUCCGACGACCAAGCACUCGCCACUUCUCUCGUCUCCAUCUACGUCAUCGGUCUGGCCGUCGGACCGCUCUUCCUGUCUCCUCUCAGUGAGCUGUACGGACGCACGCCUCUUAUGCACGCGUCAAACUUUCUCUUUCUGAUCUCGGCCAUUGCCUGUGGGCUCAGCGUCAACAUUCCCAUGCUGUUGGUCUUCCGGCUGAUCAUGGGCGUGAGUACCAUCUCGCUGGGAGGAGGGUACGUGGCUGAUAUGAUGGAGCCUGAACGCCGUGGGCGGGCGAUGAAUGUGUGGACUGUGGGACCCGUGCUGGCCCCGGUUGUCGGACCCAUUGCGGGUGGGUUUAUAUCUCUCAAGACCAGCUGGCGAUGGACCUUCGGAUUGGUAGGCAUCAUUGGCGCUGUUUUGAUCGUUGCAUGCUUUAUAUUCCUGCCUGAGACGCACCCUCCUCGCCUCCUCGAGCUCAAGACCCGGCGUCUCCGAAAAGAAACCGGCAACCCCCAGCUGCGCUCAAAAUACGACAUAGGUCAUAGCCCUUUACAGCUACUUCGCCUCUCACUCAUGAGGCCGACUAAGAUGCUGCUGCGUUGCCCCAUCAUAGGCAUCGUGUCUCUAUUUCUCGCAAUAGCAUAUAGCUACAUGUACCUCAUGUUCACAACCUUCACCGACGUCUUCGAGACAACGUACGGAUUCAACGCCGGAGAAGCCGGCCUCGCCUAUCUCGGUCUCGGCAUCGGCUCGCUCGUCGGGCAAUACACACUCGACCUCUUUAUGAAAUGGCACAUGAAGGAGCAGCUAGCCAAGAACGGGAAGCGACAACCAGAGGAUCAACUCCCGCCUCUGGUUGCCGCCGGAUUCCUCUUGUCAACUGGGUUGUUCUGGUACGGCUGGUCUCUCGAGUACAAAGUCCACUGGAUUGUUCCUCUCAUCGGAACCUCCCUGUGUGGCAUUUCCAUCUCGUACUUCUUCCUCGCGGUCCAGACGUACCUCGUCGAGGCGUACACGCUCUACGCCGCGAGCGCGUUGGCGGCGAAUACGCUCGUACGGUGUAUUUUUGGGGUGACGGUACCUCUCGCGGGGCCGCACCUCUACAGCAGACUUGGUUUGGGUUGGGGGAAUACCUUGCUUGGUUUUCUCGCGUUGACAGUGGCGCCGGCGUCUUUGUGGCUUCUGAAGCAUGGUGAGCGAAUACGGAAUGAUCCGAGAUUCAUAGUCAAGCUGUGACUUUCAUCUUGCGUUUUAAGAUUAUCUUUAGCUACCGCAGAGUUGUGUAUAAAUUAUAGUGGCGCAUGUGGAACAAUCUCACUCAGCCAUUUAAACAGGA
This is a messenger RNA of Phialemonium atrogriseum, 1745 nucleotides long. RefSeq names its product polyamine transporter 1. Gene Ontology annotation, molecular function: transmembrane transporter activity. Gene Ontology annotation, biological process: transmembrane transport. The coding region runs from base 125 to 1645 and encodes 506 amino acids. NCBI's taxonomy places the organism in Eukaryota, Fungi, Ascomycota, Sordariomycetes, Cephalothecales, Cephalothecaceae. The record is from RefSeq and is a predicted model, not a curated record. The transcript is spliced from 4 exons. Gene Ontology annotation, cellular component: plasma membrane.